Messenger RNA from Nylanderia fulva, 1008 nucleotides. NCBI's taxonomy places the organism in Eukaryota, Metazoa, Arthropoda, Insecta, Hymenoptera, Formicidae. The record is from RefSeq and is a predicted model, not a curated record.
UUCAGACAGUAAAGGCCUUUCUUCCAAUGAUGUUAGAGAAUAAUAAAGGACACAUUGUAAGCGUGGCAAGUUUAGCUGGUCAAUGCGGAGUUCCGAAAUUGGUAGAUUAUUGUACAUCUAAAUUUGCAGCUAUGGGAUUUGACGAAGCUCUUCGAAUGGAACUUGAGUACGAAGGAUACGAUAUCAAUACAACAGUCGUGUGCCCUUAUUUCAUCCGUAGUACCGGUAUGUUCGAAGACGUUCAAUCAAGAUAUAUUCCAACUCUGAGUCCAAACGCCGUAGCUGACAAAAUCAUAAUAGCAAUGAGAUGCAACCAAAAAUAUGCCAUUAUUCCAGGCUACUUACAAAUUCUGCUAGCUUUAAAAUGGAUAUUUCCGUGGCCUUGCGCCGCUAUGCUACUUCGCGGAUUGGUCAGAGACGCUUCACCGGGCGAUGUGGAUAGGGAGUCAUGUGAUUCUGCAGUUGCGAUAACGGAAGAAACGUGCAUUGUUUCGCCAUCGAAGGAUCAAAAUAGCGGAACCAUUCAUCAAGAAUUGGCUAGACGUAUCUCUAGCUCCGAAAGAAAACCUUAAACUUUUUCGUUCCGCUUUAGUUUUAAUGUUAAAAUAUAAAAAAUGUGAAAGAUAUAAAUAAAUGUUUAAAAUAAUUGUUGUCAAGUGCACUUUUAUUUUGUGUUGCAAAUUAAGUAUUUUAGUGUAUUAAUUUUUAAUUUUUUAUAUUUUGAUCUUACAAGUUAUAUUUUAUCGGUUAAAAAAUCAAUAUUACGAAUGAUUUAAUUCAAACGUUAAAAGCUUCCAUAUACAUUGAUUUUGAUUAUAUCGGAUUACUUCAAAAUCGUAUCAAUCGAUCUUGAAAUAUCUUGCUUUGCACAAAUUUGAAAUGAUUUUCAUCAUUAGCAGAUUAAUAGUUUGUUAUAAAAAAUAGGAAAACACAUGUAAAUAUGUUUACCUCUUAGCAAUGUAACAUCAGUUUUAGAAAAUAUAUAGUAAUUUCAUAAUAUUUUAAAUG